AUGUUUAAUGACCCUACAGUGCAAGAACAAAUAGAAGAAUCCUUUCAACGGGUUAGUACUCCAGGUUUCUAUGAAGACUAUACUGAUGGUUCGGCAUUCAGAGAACAUCCUGUAUGUGGGUUGAUGAAGACUAUUCAGCUCACUUUUUAUCAAGAUGCCUUUGAGUUUUACCCACUAAGUCCCACUGCAGGAACUUACAAAUGUAUUGGAUUCUAUUUCUUCCUUGGAAAUUUCCACCCUAAUGCUAGAUCAAAAGUUGAUGCAAUUCAACUCGCUUUGAUUGUCAAGGAAAAUGAUUUAAGGUACUUUGGACAAGAAGCUGUUUUGAAGGCCCUUAUUGAUGAAAUGACUGAGCUAUCAACAAACGGUAUCAAAUAUAAGGGUGAAACAAUUCCUGUAGUUUUUAACAACAUGUGUGGUGACAACUUAGGUCAACAUACUAUUGGAGGGUUCCUUGAAGCAUUCAACUCUGACUAUUAUUGCAGAUUCUGUACAGCAACAAAAGAAAUGGUAAGGGAAAAUCCUACCUGCACUUUACCAUUUCGUACUCCUGAAGAAUAUGACAAUAUUACAGCUGAACUUCUUUCUGAAGAAAAUAAACUCUAUCAAAAGAAAGGCAUCAAAAGGCCAAGCGAGCUGAACAAGAUACCAUUCUACCAUGUCUGCAAUGGUCAGCCGCCAUGUAUUUCUCACGACAUUCUGGAGGGCAUAGGAAAAGCAGACUUCGCCCUAUUUUUACGGUACUUUGUUCAAAUAAAAGAUUGGAUAUCUAUUGACAUGCUCAACAGGCGUAUCCAGAACUUCAAAUGCAAGGGUCGUGAUGCUGCCGAUUCACUUGUGAAGCUGGAUAAGUCAUUGUCAAAGAUUAGGGGUCAUGCUUCUGAAGUGUGGCUUUUUAUUAGAAUGUUCCCCUUCCUUAUUUCUGACAAAAUUAAGGAUCAAGAAGACCCUGUGUGGCAACUUGCACUUCUACUGAAAAAAAUAUGUGAGUAUGUUUUUGCUCCCAAGAUCUCUGAAGAAAUGGCUGUUAAGCUAAAGCAAUUAACAUAUCUGUACCUUGAACAGCGAGCAAAGAUUUUUCAGAAAAAUCUACAGCCGAAGCAUCAUUUUUUGUGCCACUAUGCAGAUCUUAUCCCCGUUUUUGGUCCUCUGAUUAGACUUUGGACAAUGCGCUUUGAAAGCCGACAUGUUUUUUUCAAACAUGCAGCAGUAGCAGCCAACAAUUUCAAGAAUAUAACCAAAACACUUGUCAACAAGUACAUUCUUAAUUUUGCAUUCAAAUUCACUGGAAGAAUGAUUCCACCGCCUAUCAAUUUCAGAGAUGACGAUAUCAGCCAGAUCCCAGAAGAUUUGAAUCCUGAAGUUGCCCAAAUUUUGAGAGAAGAUCCAUCUUUUGACCGCAUCUUGAAGUGUGUUGAAGUUAAUGGCAUCAUGUAUGAACCAAAAAUGUGGCUGCUUUUGCAAAAGGUACAGCAGAACUUGCUUUAUGGAGAAAUUGUCUUGAUCCUGUUCAAUGGUCAUCAAGUAAAGUAUGUUAUUAAGAAACACCAGGCAGAAGAUUCUCUACAAGGUUAUUACAGAAUUCUAGGUAGAGAGGGCCUAGGCUCUAUUUUGCAAGAGGACUUACCAGACUACUACCCUUUGGCAUCAUAUCUUCAUAAUGGUUAUCAAUGUCUAAGUCUCAAACAUGCAAAUCCAAUUAUGGACUAG
This is a messenger RNA of Frankliniella occidentalis (western flower thrips), 1710 nucleotides long. RefSeq lists its product as uncharacterized. NCBI's taxonomy places the organism in Eukaryota, Metazoa, Arthropoda, Insecta, Thysanoptera, Thripidae. The record is from RefSeq and is a predicted model, not a curated record. The transcript has a single exon. The coding region runs from base 1 to 1710 and encodes 569 amino acids.